UGGAAGAAAGGCAGCAGCGAGGCGCCCUGGUCAUAAAAGCGGACUGUCAGCAGUGUGGACCCACAGCGAGCUGCGCCACGGUGAGGCACGGCACGGCACGGCACGGUAGCGACACGGUAGCGACACAGGAGGACUGGACCGGGUGAAUGCGGUCCCCGACACAGGACGCUGCUGCAGGCACGUUUUCCCACCAUUUUCGGAGAUAAGAGACCAGAGUGAGCUCCCUUCAGACGAGGAAGAAGAGGAAGAAGAGGACACAUUCCCCGUCAUUAAAGCCUUAUCAGGGGCCACGGGGACACGGUACACCACCACCACCACCACCACCGCCGCUGCUGCUGCUGCUGCCGCCACCGCCGCCGCCGCUGCUGCUGCUGCCCAGCUUCCACUUCCACUGAGGCAAAGUCCUCAUUCCUUCUCCUGACAGUGUCAAGAGAACCAGCGGGUGUUCAAACUAGCGGUGUUUUGGGUGAGCCUGCGUGGGAAGGUGCAGUCUGUCCGCCAUGGAAAACGCUCACACGAAGAGUGUGGAAGAAGUUUACAGUUAUUUCUGCGUCAAUGAGAGCACAGGACUUUCCCUGGACGAGGUGAAGCGACAGAAGGAGAAAUGGGGCCUAAACGAGUUACCAGCAGAGGAAGGGAAAUCUUUGUGGGAGCUUGUCCUCGAACAGUUUGAAGAUUUACUUGUUCGAAUUCUUCUGCUGGCUGCCUGUAUAUCUUUCGUCCUGGCCUGGUUUGAAGAAGGAGAAGAAACGAUCACAGCAUUUGUGGAGCCUUUUGUAAUUUUACUCAUUCUUAUAGCAAAUGCCAUCGUUGGAGUGUGGCAGGAACGCAAUGCUGAGGAUGCCAUCGAGGCCCUUAAGGAGUACGAGCCAGAGAUGGGGAAGGUGUACCGACAGGACAGGAAAACUGUGCAGAGGAUCAAGGCCAGAGACAUUGUGCCCGGGGACAUCGUGGAGAUUGCUGUUGGAGACAAGGUGCCCGCUGACAUCCGUAUCUGUUCAAUCAAAUCCACCACCCUGAGGGUAGACCAGUCCAUUCUGACCGGUGAAUCCGUCUCCGUCAUCAAGCACACGGACCCUGUGCCCGACCCUCGAGCCGUCAAUCAAGACAAGAAGAACAUGCUCUUCUCUGGUACCAACAUCGCUGCUGGAAAGGCGAUAGGCGUGGUUGUGGCCACCGGCGUGAACACGGAAAUCGGCAAGAUCCGUGACGAGAUGGUGGCCACCGAGCAGGAGAAGACGCCCCUGCAGCAGAAGCUGGACGAAUUUGGCGAGCAGCUGUCCAAGGUCAUAUCCGUCAUCUGCAUCGCCGUGUGGAUCAUCAACAUCGGACACUUCAACGACCCCGUCCACGGGGGCUCCUGGAUCCGCGGGGCUGUCUACUACUUCAAGAUCGCCGUCGCUCUGGCCGUGGCCGCCAUCCCGGAGGGUCUUCCCGCCGUCAUCACCACCUGCCUGGCUCUGGGCACUCGCCGCAUGGCCAAGAAGAACGCCAUCGUCCGCAGCCUCCCCUCCGUGGAGACCCUGGGUUGCACCUCUGUCAUCUGCUCCGACAAAACUGGAACCCUGACCACCAACCAGAUGUCUGUCUGCAGAAUGUUUGUCGUCAACAAAGCCGAAGGUGACAGCUGCUCUCUGGCAGAGUUCACCAUCACUGGUUCUACGUAUGCGCCGGAGGGAGAAGUGUACCAGGACGGUAAACCAAUCAAGAGCUCCCAGUACGAUGCUUUAGUGGAGCUGGCCACCAUCUGUGCUCUGUGCAACGACUCCUCCCUGGACUUCAAUGAGGUGAAGGGCGUGUACGAGAAGGUGGGUGAGGCCACGGAGACGGCUCUGACCUGUCUGGUGGAGAAAAUGAACGUCUUCGACACCGAAGUCCACAACCUGUCCAAGAUUGACAGAGCCAACGCCUGCAACUCGGUGAUCAAACAGCUGAUGAAGAAGGAGUUCACCCUGGAGUUCUCCAGAGACAGGAAGUCCAUGUCUGUCUACUGCACCCCUAACAAGUCCCGAUCUUCCAUGGGCAAGAUGUUUGUCAAGGGCGCCCCGGAGGGAGUCAUUGAGAGAUGCACCCACAUCAGAGUGGGCAACACCAAAGUCCCCCUCAGCCAAGGCAUUAAAGAGAAGAUCAUGUCUGUCAUCCGUGAGUAUGGAACAGGCCGUGACACCCUAAGGUGCCUGGCUCUGGCCACGAGAGACAGCCCACCCAAAAUGGAAGACAUGAUCCUGACUGAAACCGCCAAAUUCUCCGAAUACGAGUCUGACCUGACCUUCGUCGGCUGUGUGGGCAUGCUGGACCCUCCCAGACAGGAAGUGGCCGCCUCCAUCUCGCUGUGCCGUCAGGCCGGCAUCCGCGUCAUCAUGAUCACCGGGGACAACAAGGGCACGGCCGUGGCUAUCUGCCGCCGCAUCGGCAUCCUGAGCGAGGAGGACGACGUUGAGAACAUGGCCUUCACCGGCCGCGAGUUCGACGAACUGUCACCCUACGCCCAGCGGGAGGCCGUGACUCAUGCGCGCUGCUUCGCCCGCGUCGAGCCGUCCCACAAGUCCAAGAUCGUCGAGUUCCUGCAAGGGUUCGACGAAAUCACUGCUAUGACGGGUGAUGGAGUGAACGAUGCCCCGGCCUUGAAGAAGGCGGAGAUCGGCAUCGCUAUGGGCUCUGGCACUGCCGUGGCCAAGUCAGCCUCAGAGAUGGUCCUCGCCGAUGACAACUUCUCUUCCAUAGUGGCCGCCGUUGAAGAGGGCAGAGCUAUUUACAAUAACAUGAAGCAGUUCAUCAGAUACCUCAUCUCCUCCAACGUGGGUGAGGUCGUCUGCAUCUUCCUCACUGCUGCUCUGGGCUUCCCUGAGGCGCUGAUCCCGGUUCAGCUGCUCUGGGUCAACCUGGUGACUGACGGCCUCCCCGCCACCGCGCUGGGCUUCAACCCCCCAGACCUGGACAUCAUGGAGAAGCCUCCUCGCAACGCGAAGGAGCCCCUGAUCUCCGGCUGGCUCUUCUUCAGAUACUUGGCGAUCGGAGGCUACGUGGGCGCUGCCACCGUGGGAGCCGCUGCCUGGUGGUUUACCAUCUCUGAGGACGGACCACAGGUCACCCUGUACCAGCUGAGCCACUUCCUACAGUGCAGCCCAGACAACCCAGAAUUCGACGGCUUGGACUGCCACGUGUUUGAGUCGCCCUACCCGAUGACCAUGGCCCUGUCUGUGCUCGUCACCAUCGAGAUGUGCAACGCUUUGAACAGCCUGUCGGAGAACCAGUCCCUGCUGCGGAUGCCUCCCUGGGAGAACAUUUGGCUUCUGGGGGCCAUCUGCCUCUCCAUGUCUCUCCACUUCCUCAUCCUCUAUGUGGAACCACUGCCUGUCAUCUUCCAGAUCACCCCUCUGGAUACGACCCAGUGGAUGAUGGUGCUGAAGAUCUCCCUGCCGGUCAUCCUGCUGGACGAGCUGCUAAAGUUUUUGGCCAGGAACCACGGCGACAUUGGUAAACAGCUGGAGAAGCCCCCCAGAAAAGGCUGCUCUCUGUCUGCAUGCGCCGAGGGCAUCUCCUGGCCCUUCGUGGCCGUCUCCCUGCCCCUGGUGCUGUGGAUCUACAGCACCGACACUAACGUGUCCUCCAUGUUGUGGCCCUGACUGACUCCAGCACACUACCCCCCCUCUCUCCCGCCCCCCCUCCCCCGUGACAAGUGUGAAGUGGACAUUAACACACACAUCUAACACAGUUGCAUUAACUUGGAACAACUUAGAGUCGACACUUGCACCUGACCUUUUGUAUUUAGUACAUUUUCACUGAUCCAUGUUUUUUGGGGGGAGGGGGGUUCAGUCAUAUUUUAAUGACUUUAACUGACGUUAUGUCUGUUUGAUUUUAUCAUCACGCUUUCCUCUCUUUUGACCCUCGUUGUGAACAAAUAGAGAAGCGCCUUGUGUUGGAGCUGUGUGUUGAGCUGUACAGAGAAUAUACACUAUUUUAUAAUGAUUACUAUUUUGUAAUUUUCGGGGGAGGGUCUGGGGUAUGAGAACGCUGGGUGUGAAGAGGAUAGAUGUCUGAGGAACAUAAUACUAAUAAGAGGGCAAAGACUUGAAUUUGUUUGCCCCGGCAUGAAUUUCUGGUCUUUGUUAUUUUAUUUUAUUUUUUGAGGUCCAAGCAUCUUGUUCAUUCAUUUUUUUUUCUGCGUUAGGCAGAGUACAGCUACCUCAAUGCUGUUAAUAUAACCAUAACUACCCCCCGUCUUAACAACCAUUUCAUAGAUUACCACUGUUGAGGUAAGCACCAAUUUGUGUUUGUUUUUUUUUUGCAGUACAAGCCCUCACACUCAUUUUAAAGUGUUUUUUUUUAAAGAUAUAUUUUUCUUUUCCUCUGUUAUUUGAGGUAAAAGAGGACGUGUUACCAGUGUGAUACAACCUGUUGUUAAAUUUAUUUACUUGAAGAAAACACAUGUGUCUUGAUAUAGUUUUUUUUUCUUUUUUAGUUUGAAAUUCAGUCUUCAUUUUGCGUCUUAAUUACAGUAAUCUUUAUUAAAAUGUGCACAUACUGUACUUGAAUAUGUAAAAGAAAAAAGAAAAAAAAGGCACUAAGGAGCUGUUUAGUCUUAUCAAGUGAGCACAAAGUGGACGAGUCUGUAUAUCUGUACAUAGCACACAGAGCCUCCGUAUACAUUAUGUUGUUGUUAAAUGCUCCUUACAGCUACACCAGUUUACUUAAAGUGUGCUCUUUGCCUUUUGUGCAUGCCUGUUCCCAUAAUACCAGGCCAGUGUGUGGGUUUGAUUUAUUUUUUUUCCAGUUUAAAAGCUAACUGUUGUCUCUUCCAAUGCCUCCCACCUGUGUACCUACAGCGUGAGUACACUUUGACCUGCAUGCUGACUAAUAGUCAUCUUUAUGUGGUUGUACAGGCACCAAUAAUAAGGUUUUAAAGAAACACUUUAAUGGUACAAAAGAGGAGCUUAUUUAAGAGCAUACGCUAAAGCAGGAAGAUUACGGGCUCACUGACGCCGUGUUUUCGCAACGGUGACAUUUAAGUGCCCCCACACUGUGUACAGCCAUCAGCCAUGACAUUAUCACUGCCGACGGGUAAAGUGAAUAACUGCUGGUCUCGUUGUCUCAGCUCCGGAGAUGUUAGGCAGCAGGUGAACAUUGUGACAAGUAGAAGGGUCAAAGUGGCUGACAAGGGUCAAAGUACGGGGGCUGCAUGACCGAGUCAGAGCAUCUCGACAAUUGUGUGUUGCUCCAAGGAAGAAAAUGCACUGACUGGGGUCACUGGCAGAAAAGGUCGAUGCACCAACUGUAGCUCGGACUGAAAUCAAAUGAAAAGCUUUUGUCACUGCAUACGGGAUAAAAUUAAAUUAUGAGUACUUCUGUCAUGCUUUAAAAAGAGCAAUAACGAGCAUACAUUUAUUUUUUUUAAAAACAACUAUUAAUAUGAAAUAUAUUUCACAGAAUUAUAAAUAUGAUGGUUUAUAGUGACUGGAUGUGUUUGUUAAGAUAUUCAGCUUCUUUAAGGUUUCAAUAGUUUUGACCUGUAUUGUCUCCUUGAGGGCACGAGGCCAAACAUAGACCAGAUAAAGGUGUCAGAAGACACUGAAUGAGGUCAGGUUGUCCAUGUUGACCUCUGUCCACUGUUGAAGCCUCCACUGGACGUGUGAGCAUCAGAACUGGACACAGGAAUGGAUGAAUCCUGUUUGAUGUAUCAAAAGUAACAUCUACAUAAAUACCAGGAGCUAAGUUUCCUAUUACAUCAGUGUUAUUCACUUCACUGGUUGGUGAUUUUAAUGCUGUGGCUGAUAUUGUGUAUAUAUAUUUGUCUUUUGUCUUAAUCUGCUUGGACAUAGCACGCUCCCCAUUGCCCAGUUUUCUGAAUUUAAAUUAUUUGCUUCUACUCUGGCGUGUGACGUCUCGUGUCCAUCGGUUCUGAUUCUCCCUCUCUCUCCUUCUUCUUUGCAGUGAAGGCCAAGUAAAGCCGCCUCUACUCUAAGUCCCCUUUGCAGGAGCUUUGGUUUUGUUGUGUGUGUGGUGCAUGUGUGUUUUGGGCAGAGCAUCUUACAGGAGCUGCAUGUCAGUAAAGUGAUUCAGUGAGAGGGGCUCAUAAAGUUCAGUUUUUUUUAAUAGAAAGGCCAUGAAUGAAUGAAUUGGUGGAAACUAGCUGGUCUCACCUCGUCAGUCCCUCCAUCCUCCUGCAUGAAGAGCCUUAGAUUAUGAUACUCCUGCCGUCUUUCUAGACUAAGAUCCAAGUACCAGUCAGAUGUACAUUACUCCAUGGUGCAUGCCCGCUCAGCCGGUCACACGUUUCAGCAGACUAAUAGACAAUGUAUAGUAUUGGUAAAUAGAUUAGCUAAUUGUCAGAUACAACUGUUAAAUAAGCUCAAAAACACAGUUCAUCUUUCCUAAGGAAAUACUUUUAUGCGAUAUUUAAAAACCAAACAGACUUUUCUUUUUUGCUUUGCACUGAGACGUGCAACAUGGCUGGAGCUGAUUUUUUUUGCCAUAUCGGGGAAGGCGGACGUGCAGCGACGCAUAUGUUUUACCAUGAGAACGGCAGGCAGUCCCUCCACUGGCAUUUUUUUGCCAAACUGCUGUACUGUAUUUUCAGAGAUGAUGAUUGUACGAUGUAUCACAUAAACUUUUGGUUUCAGGUAAAUAAAACUGUCAUACAUGAAGAGUUUA
This is a messenger RNA of Mugil cephalus (flathead mullet), 6651 nucleotides long. RefSeq names its product sarcoplasmic/endoplasmic reticulum calcium ATPase 2-like. The record is from RefSeq and is a predicted model, not a curated record. Bases 501 to 3626 code for a protein of 1041 amino acids. Gene Ontology annotation, biological process: intracellular calcium ion homeostasis; calcium ion transmembrane transport. Gene Ontology annotation, cellular component: membrane. Gene Ontology annotation, molecular function: ATP hydrolysis activity; ATP binding; P-type calcium transporter activity. The transcript has 20 exons. NCBI's taxonomy places the organism in Eukaryota, Metazoa, Chordata, Actinopteri, Mugiliformes, Mugilidae.